Messenger RNA from Electrophorus electricus (electric eel), 2063 nucleotides. RefSeq names its product pelota mRNA surveillance and ribosome rescue factor (gene pelo). Gene Ontology annotation, biological process: ribosome disassembly; nuclear-transcribed mRNA catabolic process, no-go decay; nuclear-transcribed mRNA catabolic process, non-stop decay. NCBI's taxonomy places the organism in Eukaryota, Metazoa, Chordata, Actinopteri, Gymnotiformes, Gymnotidae. The record is from RefSeq and is a predicted model, not a curated record. Gene Ontology annotation, cellular component: cytoplasm.
CAGGGUUAUCGUUCAGCCAUAACCCGAUUCAUUCUGGAGCGAGAGAAUGACUGUUUGUCAACAAAAACGUUCGAGGAAUAAUAAAUCAAUGGAUUAGUAUACGCAGAUAUCACUGCAUACGUUAUUCUAGACUAAUAGGUAAAUUGGGUGACCAUGAAGUUGCUUCAUAAAGACAUCGAAAAGGAUAAUGCCGGCCAGGUGACCCUGAUACCCGAGGAGGCAGAGGAUAUGUGGCACACCUACAACUUGGUGCAGGUGGGCGACAGCCUUAGAGCCUCUACCAUCAGGAAGGUACAGACCGAGUCAUCCACGGGCAGUGUGGGAAGCUCGCGUGUGCGCACCACGUUGACGGUGAGUGUCCAGGCCAUUGACUUCGACUCUCAGGCCUGUCAGCUGAGAGUGAAGGGCACCAACAUCGAGGAGAACCAAUACGUUAAGAUGGGGGCCUAUCACACCAUCGAGUUGGAGCUCAACAGGAAGUUCACUCUUGCCAAAAAAGUCUGGGAUAGUGUGGUGCUGGACCGAAUCGAGCAGGCGUGUGACCCCGGCCAGAAAGCAGACGUGGCUGCUGUGGUAAUGCAUGAGGGCCUCGCUAACUUAGUCCUGGUGACCCCUGCCAUGACCUUGCUGCGAGCCAAAGUAGAGGUCACCAUUCCACGCAAGAGGAGAGGCAGCUGUGCCCAGCACGAGAAGGCGCUGGAGCGGUUCUACGAGGCCGUCAUGCAGGGCAUUCUACGACACUUUAAUUUCGACGUGGUGAAGUGCAUCCUGGUGGCUAGUCCGGGCUUUGUGAAGGACCAGUUCAUCACGUACCUCUUUAAAGAGGCUGUGAGACAGGACUGCAAGGUGCUGCUGGAGAACAGGCCCAAAUUCAUGCUGGUUCACUCCUCUUCGGGGCACAAGUACUCGCUCAAAGAGGUCCUGUCUGAUCCAGCGGUUACCAAUCGUCUGUCUGACACAAAGGCUGCAGGUGAGGUUAAGGCCUUAGAGGACUUUUAUAAGAUGCUACAGCAUGAGCCUGACAAGGCCUUCUAUGGCUUGGCGCAUGUGGAAAGAGCAAGCGAAGCUUUAGCCAUCGACGUCCUCCUGAUCAGUGACAAACUGUUCAGACAUCAAGACAUAGCGACCCGGAGCCGUUACGUCCGCUUGGUGGACAGCGUGCGGGACAACGGUGGGACUGUCAGGAUAUUCUCGAGCUUGCAUGUGUCUGGAGAACAACUGACUCAGCUGAGCGGGGUGGCCGCCAUCUUAAGAUUCCCCAUUGCUGACCCAUCCGAUGCAGAGGAAGAGGACAGUAGCUCUGAUGAAGCCUGACCUUGGAAUUCUGUUCAGCUGUGAUCUUACCAACAGCAUCAUCUCACUGACAACAGCAUGAAACGUCAUCAUCAGGACCCCACUACAGGGUUUAUACACAACUAUUUUCCAAUUAUGACUGAGUAACGUGCCUUUAAUACCCACGGUGGUUAAAAUAUCAGCAAGGGUCUUAAACAUCAUUUCCCCGUAUACCAGACAUCGGUGUGAUCCGUAGACAAGCGUCUGUAGCAGAGUCGCACUACUGCUGUCUGGUUCCACAUAUCAUUAAGUCUUAAGUGGGGUGAAUUUGACUCUGAAUAACUGAACCACAGAAGAGCGGAAUGUCCAAGUGUGGCUAUUCACACCUGUGUCUUGUGACCCAGCCCACCAUGUAGCUAAGAGCUAUGGUGCCUUCAGCUGGGGGUAGUCUGUGGGGUGUAGCCAUGGUUUGUGGGGAGGGGCUUUGCAACACACAAAAUGAACAAGGAACAGCAACAGAAAAAAGCAACAAAGCUUUUCAGCAUUUUUGUUUGACCAAGUUUCAGGUCCAGAGGGUGGGGUGAAAUGUAUUACUGUUUUCCAUAACAGGUUAAUCUCACCAACAUAUUUGGAACCUUAAUAAACUUGUUAAAAAGAGGGUCGUCUGGUAUCUGGGUGCCAAAUAUGGACUUUGCAAAAAUGUAAUUAUAUUCACCAAAUUAAUUUUUUUGUAGCACUUUUUCAUUUUGAGUGUAUAUAAGCGUUACUUUGAAUAAAUUGGUUGCAGGUGA